AUGGCUGGCAUGGCAGCUCCGGUGACGCCAAGCUUCUCGUCGGGAGAUGCCAAGGUUGAGGAAGAAAGCCCUGACCAGAAGACUUUGAUGUUGCCACCAGCGAACGAGACCGGGAUCAAAGUCCAGCUGGACUUCGACAAAGGCCACCUUGACAUGCUUAUGUCCUCGGCUGCGGCUGUCAGCGUGGAGGAUUUCUACAAUGUCAGCUAUGAGUUGGGAAAAGCCUUGUUGGUGAAACAUGGCGGGCCCAGGCAGUACCUGCUUGCUCAGUUCCCACACGACAUCUCCAGCGCUGGCUUUGUGGAAGGGCUCCGGAAACAAUUCGACUACUCUCGAUUGGAUGUGUCCUUUGCAAAGUGUGUUCCAGACAACGACACGCAGAUCUUUCAGGUGCACCUUUGGGAUCUCAGUUGGUUUCCCGAAGCUUCCACGAAGCCAGCGCCGUUUUUGACAACAUCGUUGCAGCUUCUUGAUGAGUACUUAAAGAACAACUUCCUGACGGAAGGCAUCCCAGCUGCAGACAUGAUGCUGCUGUGCUCGUAUUCUUGCGAGCCUCUCAGUUUGUGGGCGGGCCCGGUUCCGCCUGGCCGGGACUAUGCUUGGACUUCCUUCGUGAAGGGAGCCUGCCGCUCCUGCGUUGCUCUCUUCCUUGCUGCGAUGAGUUUGGAAUUCAAGUGGGACUUGAAUGUCUUCAAGCCGGCGUUGCAAGGCAGCCUGGAGGUUAUCCACUGCAGGCGUGGGACCAUGAGCACGGACAUCACCCACGUCGCGUUUGAGAAUGCCAAGCUGUCAGCACGUGGCGCAAUUAGGCAGGCGCACGACGUUCCAACUUGGCUCAGUAAGCUGGCUCUGCUGCAAAGCAAGGGGCUGAAAGCCGACGCCGUCAUCAAGGCCUGGAACGACGUAGCCACGCGCGACUCCCAGAUCACAGGGCAGAAGCGCGUAGCGUUGCUUCAACUUCUUGCCUCGCCGCUGGAGCUGUGCCAGCUGCUCAUCAAGCACGCCUCAGAGUUUGGUCAGAAAGGUGCGUUCUCGGAGGAGUGUUUCGCCAACAAGGCCCUGCAGGAUGCCGUGCUGGAGGCAUCGCACAUGGCCCAGCUCGUGUUGGCGCUGGAAGCUGAUCUGGCCGACGACGGAGUAAUUACGAGGAGAUUGAGUGAGGGCUUGCUGGCUGGAGAUGAGAACCUCCAGAUGGAGCUGCAGCUUGCCUUGACAGAGAGAUCUACCAAGUUCCAAGCCGCGCAGAUCACACUGGUAGGCAGCGUGCUGAAGAAGCACCACGCCUCAAACGCUGACAAGUUCAAGCAGGAGACCGAGAAGAAAGCCAUCGCCGCUGGUGAGUUGGAGAAGGAGGAGUAUGAGUUGAUGAAGGCCCAGGUCUUGCACGACAUCCGGGCCUACGGCGCUUGGAUCUCGAAGCUUGCGGACAAUGAGUCCUCCUUGUAUCAUGCAGAUUUGACCCAUAGAACGGCCAGGCAGACCGAGGCCAUGCGACAGGCCAAGGCGAUGUUUAACGAGCAGGAUGUGGCAUGGUUUGGGUGCCUGUGCAGUCCGAACAGUGCUAGCGGUUGCAUGCAGCGAAUCACGAAGGUGCUGGGCAAGAUGUCCGCCUUGUACAAGGUUUCGCAACGCGACAUCUACAUUGUGCCCAUCCUCAACUGGACAUCUCCUUCUAUGAUUUCAUCGGAACACCAGCGUGCUCAGGCGGCCGUCCUAGGUGCCCUCGUCAACGGGGAUCACGCGGGCCGUUGCCUCGGAGUUUACCUCUGCCCUGCACACUGCUACACGAGGGGAGCUUUGUACAAACAGGAGAAAACUUCCAUGGAGCUUCUCGCGAAUUCGCAGUGUGACGUCGAUUGCACGUUCUGCCUGCCGCUGGGGGACCGUGCGGACGAGAGAGACCAGCGAUGCUUGGUUCGGCAUGGCAGGGUUGUGUUCCCCCUUCUGGGCGACCAUCCCCACGCCUCUACGCUUGCUGAGUGGAAGAACUCGCCAAUCCUGAGCAAGGGCUUGCUGCAGGAGGCGGACGUGGUCACAUCAAAGACCUUCAAGGUGAUCGAAGACACGUCGGAAAACGCAUUGCCUGGCAGCACCUCACUCACCCACACAGUGAAUGCCGCUGAAAAGUGGGCCCAGCUGGGUGAAUCAGCCUACAGGUCGAUCCUGCGUGGUGUGCUCACAGGCAUUGCGGACAAGACCCCCAAGUCAUGUGUUCUGAUAGUCGAUCUUUGGGCCCACACGAGUGACGCUGGCAUUGCAGCCGUGGCUGAACACUUCCUCCAGAGCGGGGCCCAUUGCAACUUGCACUACGUGGGCUUCCACACAGAUGAACAGGAGGUGGACUGGGCGGAGCAGUACUUGCACGAGGAGAUCAGGGACCGCUUCUUGGGCGGCACGUUCAAGCCUCCGAUCGCCUUGCCUGAAAGGACUGCGAAAAGCGACGAUGCCCCGCCCGCCCCCUCGCUGUCAUUGCUGGCCUACUCGAAUGUGAAAACAGGUGGACAGAAGACCAUGGCCACACCCAAAUCCCUCCUGGCGAAGUGGCACGAUCACUCCAUCUUCGCCAACGAUUUCCGAAAGUUCUUGGCAGACCUCCGUGAGCAGCAUGCGCUGGAUAUCGCUCCCAGCGUGAGUCCCAAGAAGAAUGGUGGUGGGGAUGGUGCUGAGGCGUCGGAGCCUGCCAAGAAACGUCGCAGGGGAGCAGGUGGUGAGGCUGUUCCUGGUAUGCCGCCCAAGGAAGAUGCUGAAGAGCUGGAGUCAGCCAUCGUGGAGUUGGACGCCAUCCCGACCAUCCUGACAGAAGCAGUUUGCAUGGUCAAGCAGAAGACUGUGCUUGCUGUGACGGUAGGGCAUGGAGCUUUCCUCAUCAACCGUGAGGACUCGCCAAUAGCCAUCCCAGUGGGCACCACCCUAGGCGGCUACUGGAAAGGCACUUUCCGGAAUUUGGACUUCAAGACGGAGACGAAGCCGGGAAGUGCAGAGGUGGCAUUCCAGCUCUCAUCUUGCGAGGAUCAUGUCUUCAUUGGCUCGAAGUGGCUGGAGCUCCAGGAGGUCAUGAAUUCCAAAAGGCUUCUGUCCCCGACAGACGCACACGUGGCAUACCACAAGCUCAUAGAUGCACCUACCUCUGACCGCCCGGCCGGAUUCACGGUGAAGCCGUUGGACAGGAUUUGUGUGCUUUUCAAAGCGGAAACCCCCGCAAAGUCUGAGGGCGCUGAUGCGGAUGCCACCGCAACUGUCCCUGCAUCGCACAUUUGCGGGUCCCUUCCAAGCGAGAAAUGGAGCGCAUCGACGUUUCUGGACUUCUGCUGGCAUGUGAAAUGGCCGGCUGUAGCCUCGAAGGGGCUCCAACCCAUCAGGCCAGUUCUUGUUGCUUCGAGGCCCUUGCAGAUCCCUGCCAAGAAAGCACUCAAAGUUGUUCCGCCAGAGGCGGCCUAG
Symbiodinium natans is the source of this 3438-nucleotide messenger RNA. Lineage: Eukaryota; Dinophyceae; Suessiales; Symbiodiniaceae. The record is from the annotation of a GenBank genome assembly.